This is a messenger RNA of Melopsittacus undulatus (budgerigar), 1738 nucleotides long. It is a transcript of the gene JCHAIN, whose product is annotated as joining chain of multimeric IgA and IgM. Gene Ontology annotation, molecular function: immunoglobulin receptor binding. The coding region runs from base 74 to 556 and encodes 160 amino acids. The record is from RefSeq and is a predicted model, not a curated record. Gene Ontology annotation, cellular component: pentameric IgM immunoglobulin complex. Gene Ontology annotation, biological process: humoral immune response. Lineage: Eukaryota; Metazoa; Chordata; Aves; Psittaciformes; Psittaculidae. The transcript has 4 exons.
GUAUCAUUUCCAGGCACCCUUAUAGGCAGAGGCAGGCUCUCCACUCGUGUUCUUCAAAAGAAGGGAAGGCACAAUGAAGAGCUCUUUGUUGCUGUGUGUGGCCUUGGCCAUCUCCUUGGGGCUCGUCUUGGUGGCAGGUUAUCCACGUGACCCUGAGGACAUGGAGCGAGUGUUGGUCAAUAACAAGUGUCAGUGUGUAACAGUGACCUCAAAGCUCGUCCGCUCCAAAGAAAAUCCUAAUGAAGAAAUCCUACAGAGAAACAUACGCAUCCUAGUUCCCCUGAAGGCUCGAGAGAACAUCUCUGACCCCCUGUCCCCCCUCAGAACCACUUUUGUCUACCGCAUGACUGACCUCUGCAAAAAAUGUGAUCCUGUAGAAUUUGAGCUGGGUGGUGAGAUAUACAAGGCCCAGCAAAGCAACUCCUGCGAUGAACCUGAAACCUGCUACACCUAUGACCGGGACAAGUGCUACACUACAAACUUCCCAUUCCUCUACCAUGGAGAGACGAAAAACUUGCAAGCAGUUCUGACACCGGCAUCCUGCUAUGCUGAUUAGCUUAAUCCACUGCCUCUUUGCAUUCAGUGUUCCUAUAAAAAAUAUUGUAUAGCACCAUUAGCACCCAGACAAGAGCAUCCAAAAUACCAGAUCCCAGAGUAAUGCCAACUUGCUUCUUCAUACUGUUUUCAACAGCAGAUUACUGCCAUCUCCCACGAGCAGGUACUGGUUGUCAGACUCUUCAUCCCCAAUACAUAUCUACAAUGCCAUUAUUGUAUGCCCCAGAUGUUAUCACCAUAUAGACCAGAUCUAAAGCAGAUCUAAAUCAGUAAUUCCCUUUAAGGAAAGGGAACUACAUAGAUUUACAACACUAGAAAGCCUCUCUUUCUGGUGGUCUUCCAACAGUCUUCAUCUGAGCAAGGCUGCUGGAAUAUCUGUGUAUUUCUCUCCUUGAGCCAUCUCGAGCAAGCCUCCACACAACCUUAAAAAAAAAACCCUUUGACUGCAUUAGCAGACUUGGUGUCAUGAUUAGAAGGCUCUGGUACAAUCAGAUUUGAGAGAAAAGAUGAGGGAUAAGACCAAGGAUUCCAUUUUCAAGGUCAUAGUCAUUUGGGCAUCCUAAAGCACUUUGACCAUUGCAAGCUUCUAGCUUGCAUGUACAUUUAGAGAAGACCAACAGAUAACUCUACCCUGAACUCUUCUGCAAAGUUGCCAGGAGCUCAGCUGUGCCAGGAAAAGUAAACCCCUCUAGAACAUUAGGUAUUUCACUUUCCAUGCUUAUUUACUGAUACUGGUGCCUUCUUCCACCCCUGCUCCCAGUUCAAUUGAUAAAUACCACCCAGAAGGUAGCUCAAAUAUCUCCUCUUGUUCCUCACUUCACAUUUAAAACUCCAAGAAAUUCCAUGAAGGUGACUCAAUUGCUCAAGCAGCACCUUAGCUAGGGAUUUAUUCCUUCUUUCACAUCAGUAGACUUGCUCUUCAUACAAAAAAACCCUCCCAAAUCAAGGAGCCGACUCCUUAUUGCAUCUGACAUGUAAGUAAGAGACAUCACGAAUGAGUGCCCAAGGUGUCCAGCAUUACCUUUAGCAUGGCUGGUAUGUUUCUCACUGUUGUCAGAAAUUAAUUGUUAAGCCUUAGACUGAUCUGUGGCUUCACACGUAAUUGAAAUAAACCAGCAAAAACCUUACUCCCCUAAUCCCAGCUUUGUUAAGUGAAACUUUGAAUAAAGUAUUUUCUGCAGCA